GUAGAACCCGGAAGUGAAAACCACGACAGAGCCGAGCAGCUCUGACGGUUUUUCCAAAUCAGAAAAAGACGUUUAUAAAGAUGCAGCUUCACUUCACUAAAGAUGUUUUACCGGAUUCUGUCAGCACCGACUUUCAGAACCUCAAUAAGUUCAACGAGCAGCAAUUUCUUCGUCUGAUUGAAAUUCUGUUCCAGUUCCUGCUGGAGCCUAAAGAGACAGAGAGGUUCAUGCAGCAACUUGGUGAGUUUGCAGGGGAACAUGGGAUGAGUGCCGGUCCUUUGAAGAACCUGAUGAAGAGCGUCCUGCUGGUGCCACAAGGCGCCCUGAAGAAAAACCUGACAGCCGAGCAGAUCAAAGAAGACCUUGUAACAUUAGGUCUGAACGAAGACAAGGCGGCUCAUUUUUCAAAGCAGUGGGGAGAGCAUUAUGCAGCACUGUCCAGGCUUGCUGUGGGACAAACCCUGAUGGUCAACCAGCUGGUGGACAUGGAGUGGAAGUUUGGAGUGACUGUCGGCACCAGUGAAGUACAGAAAGUGGGCAACAUCUUCCUGCAGUUGAAGCUGGUGGUCAGAAAGGGGAAUUCCACUGAAAACGUCUACAUGGAGUUGACGCUCCCACAGUUUUACAACUUCCUACACGAGAUGGAGAGAGCCAAGGCCAGCAUGGAGUGUUUCAGCUGAGUGUGUGUGUGUGUGUGAGAGAGAAUGUAAGUGUGUGUGAAUGUAACAGUGUGUGUGUUCAUGUCAGGCUGUCGCUGCAGGGCAGAGUGUGGUAUGUAGUACUUCAUGUUUUGUGUCUGUGUGUGGCACUGACAGCCCCCCCAGUGACUGAAGUUAAAAACAAAAACAAAUCUAAUUUACUGCCAACAUUUCUACUGAAAUCGACUAAUAAACAUGAAUCCAAAACAA
Messenger RNA from Epinephelus moara (kelp grouper), 908 nucleotides. It is a transcript of the gene commd7, whose product is annotated as COMM domain containing 7. Gene Ontology annotation, molecular function: NF-kappaB binding. The transcript has 9 exons. The record is from RefSeq and is a predicted model, not a curated record. Bases 81 to 680 code for a protein of 199 amino acids. Lineage: Eukaryota; Metazoa; Chordata; Actinopteri; Perciformes; Serranidae. Gene Ontology annotation, biological process: tumor necrosis factor-mediated signaling pathway; negative regulation of DNA-templated transcription.